GACCAUGUAUGUCAGUGUCGCAACCUACUUCGAUUGCACAACAACCCUCCAAAAAAAUUAGAUCACUAUGCAAAAAACACUGUGUCUCGUGUUGUCAUUGAGUAUUUGUUAUUUGGCUGAGUCAGCGCCGCCGAGCCUCGGUUCUUUAGAAUUCGACAAACUCGAUACUGACCUCUCCGAUCUGCGUUAUGAAGUUGAGGAAGAAGAUUUGGAUGAUUUCUCGAAGAUUCUCGAUGAAGCAGACGUUAUAGGAAAGAAAGCAGAAAAGGCUACCAAGGAAGCGAAGACCAGCCUCAAAACAUCCGGCUUUAAAAAGAAGAAUGCGACUAACGUGGGACUGAAAGGCAAAUACGAUAUUGGUGAUUUGAAAAAGUUUUUCAACAUUGCUGGUGUAGACGACAAAGGAGCCUAUGAUGAUGACAAGAUAUAUGCGCUAGCUCAAGCUGGAUUUGGCGAAGCUGUUGGAAUAAAAGGAGACGAACAGAGAAAAUACAGAAAAGGAACGAAAACCAGAGGGUUCCAUAAAGUGCAUCAUAAAGACGAAUAUGAGAAAGAUAAAUUAUUUUACGAAGAUGACGAAACGAAGGGAAGUAUUGACAAAGUUGGCGCGAAAGCUACAGGUGUGAAAUUGGCUGCUGGUGCUGGUUUUAAUAAAGGACAUUUUCAUCACGAUCGUCAGAAAGGAAUCUAUGGGAAACAAGGAUAUUUGGACAAAGGAUUUUUAGAUAAACAGUUUAAUGGAUUUUCAGACGCGCAAGGUUUUGACGGGGAAUUUAAGACAGAUAGUUGAUAAUACAACAUGAAGUGUAGUAAUUCUAAAAGUAGUGUUAUCUUGUCAAUUAAUAUCGUUUAUAUUAUUUAGUUAUUAUUAUUUAUAUGCUACUAGUAUAAAUAAAUUUGUAAUGAGUUGUA
Molecule: messenger RNA, 912 nt
Organism: Manduca sexta (tobacco hornworm)
Lineage: Eukaryota; Metazoa; Arthropoda; Insecta; Lepidoptera; Sphingidae
Exons: 1
Coding region: 68-790 (240 amino acids)
Source: RefSeq, a predicted model, not a curated record